Messenger RNA from Scomber japonicus (chub mackerel), 858 nucleotides. RefSeq names its product leucine-rich repeat-containing protein 30-like. Bases 1 to 858 code for a protein of 285 amino acids. NCBI's taxonomy places the organism in Eukaryota, Metazoa, Chordata, Actinopteri, Scombriformes, Scombridae. Gene Ontology annotation, molecular function: protein binding. The transcript is spliced from 7 exons. The record is from RefSeq and is a predicted model, not a curated record.
AUGGGAGGAACAGUGUGUAAGGAGGAGGUGAAGGAGGAGAAGAGGAGGAGUGAGGACAGUCUGACGUCAGCCGACAGAAUCAGAAAACACACCGUCAAACAGUUUGGAUUCAACGUGCUGAGCCUGGCUCGCAGAGGCCUCAAGGAGGUCCCAGCUGAGUUGUGGGAGUUGUUGGAGUUGGAGAAGUUGAAUCUGUCUCUCAACAGUUUGAAGGUUCUUCCUCCUCAACUGGUUCAGCUCUCCAACCUGGUGGUGCUCAACCUGUGGGGCAACCAGCUGAGCAGUCUGCCGGCAGAGAUCGGACAGCUGAGGAGGCUCAGAGUUUUAUUCGCUUACAGAAACAGACUGACUGAAGUUCCAGAGGAGCUGGGAGCCUGCACACAGCUGGAGGUGUUGAGUCUAGCCAACAACCAGCUGUCCUCUCUGCCAGCGUCUCUGUCCAACCUCACCAGACUCAGGAAACUCAACCUCAGUCACAACCUCAUCGCUCACAUCCCGGGCUGCGUCUACAACAUGAAGGCUCUGGUGUUCCUCCACCUGGCCUGCAACCGCCUGGAGAGCCUGGCCGAGAACAUCCAGGCUCUGGUGGAGCUCAAGAUCCUCAUUGUGGAAGGAAACAGCCUCCACUCUCUGCCCAAGGCCCUCUGCCACCUCACCAGGUUGGAGUUGCUGAAUCUGGACUUUAACGACAUUAAAGACGUUCCACAGGAGAUGCACCAGCUGUCCCGGCUGGAGAAGCUGGCCUGCCAUCCUCUGGAUAAAGGACUCCACAUUCUCCACAACCCGCUGAUGAAGCCUGUGAAGGAGGUGCUGGAGGGGGGGCUCAGUGCCCUGUUCAACUACCUGAGGGCUGGGUAA